ACAUAAACAAUGGACAGCUUUAUUAAAUUUCUACUUGACGUUCCGUGAUAUGUAAAUCAUAUUCCAGUUAAUUUUUUAAUGUUUUCGAUAAAACGUGUUUCCUGUUUUCGGGUUGAUCAAAUUUUAUUUUUCACACGAAUUGCCAUGUUAUGCAUAAAAAAUAUCGCAGCAGAUAGCGCUCCCAUCGAGAUCGAGCGCUCUCGUUGCAAAUUUCUCGAGCAAAUUUUCAAGUUAUUGGAUUGAAACUUCAUAUAUGGGCAACGGAUUUUAGAACUCAAUCUUUACGUAUGCAAGGGUUUUUCAUUUGUCGAGAAAAUCCUGUCGAGGAUGGGAUGCUUUUGAGAUAGUACAAAAUUUCUCAGACUUGGAUAUAUUCCCGCUUCCUCUCUUUUUCUCUUUCUCGACAAAUCAUGGCCCGUCGGGGAAAGAGAAACCUGAAACUCCAAGUUUCCGACGACGUUCCUAUACCCAUAACUCCACCUAGAAAUUUGGACAAACGUACAACCAUAACUAUUGGUGAAAAAACGUUUGAUGUGGAAGCGGAUGAUCUGGAAACUCUUUGUAUUCUUGGGAGAGGAGCUUAUGGAGUUGUGGAUAAAAUGCGCCACAAACAAAGUGGCACGAUAAUGGCAGUGAAACGAAUCACUGCGACUGUAAAUACGCAAGAGGAAAAACGCUUGUUAAUGGAUCUUGAUAUAUCGAUGAGAAGCUCGGCGUGUCCUUACACGGUGCAAUUUUAUGGUGCCUUGUUCCGAGAGGGUGAUGUCUGGAUUUGCAUGGAAGUUAUGGACAUGAGUCUAGAUAAAUUUUAUGCUAAUACUUAUAAACAUGGCCAUUCGAUACCCGAGGAUAUAUUGGGAAAAAUAGCCUUUGCGGUAGUGAGCGCAUUGGACUACUUGUACUCCCAGUUGAGAGUAAUACAUAGAGAUGUCAAGCCUAGCAAUAUAUUGAUAAAUCGUGAAGGUCAAGUGAAAAUUUGCGAUUUUGGAAUAUCCGGUUAUCUUGUUAAUUCAGUAGCGAAAACCAUCGAUGCAGGGUGUAAACCAUACAUGGCUCCAGAAAGGAUAGAUCCUUCGGGCGACCCGUCUCACUAUGACAUUAGAUCCGAUAUUUGGUCUCUGGGAAUAUCUCUUGUAGAACUUGCAACAGGAAAGUUUCCCUAUGAAUCUUGGGGCACACCUUUCGAACAAUUGAAACAAGUCGUUGAAGACGACCCACCGAAAUUACCGGCUGGCAAAUUUUCUCCGGAUUUUGAUGAAGUUAUAACCAAGUGUCUGAUGAAAGACUACACGAGUCGACCAAAUUACAGUCAACUUCUGGAGCUGAAAUUCAUCCGAGAGCAUGCAACAAAAGAUACCAACGUCUCGGAAUUCGUCGGGGAAAUUCUUGACUUAUCAGAGAAUCAGCAGGCCUCAUAGUACAUAGAAAUAUUGGAUAAUAGUUCACCCAAAGCCGGCAUUAAAGUAAACCCAAAUUUGCGAGUCAGCUCAACGGCGAUUGUUCGCGUUGCCUCGUCGGAAUGUUAUUGUCGGAUUCUUUAAACGUCCACAGAGUCGCAUCGUAAUUGCGCUUUAAUAAUUAACUCCCAGAAUCGACGAUCGUCCAAAUUCGUCCAACGUUCUUAGACUCGUCCAUUAGCGAAUUGAACCAGAAAACAAAUCCUCAGUGUUCAAAUUUCGUAAAUAUGCGAUUUCAUGGAGAGUGUGAAAAGAGGAUAUGGAAAGAUAAUCAGAGAGAAUGAGAGAGCGAAUGAGAGAGAGAGAAAGUAAAAUAGUGAAUGCAAAACGUAUGUGAAUUUAAUAAUACUUAAUUGUGUAAAUCUUCGUUUGAGAGGAUUUUAAUGAGCGAUGAUCUAUAAAAUUAUAACUUAGGCAUACUCGUUAAUCAUGAAAGCGUCUAAAAAAAAACUUUUUUUUUUUCAAUAAAUUAAUAGCACGAUCGUUGCCAUCGUUUUUUAAACAUAUUCUUCGAAUAAAAAUACGUGAGACAGCAUGAUUGAUGAAUGUCAAUAAAUUCGCGGUUACGAGUUGUAGAAAAAUUGUCACAUUUAUGAAAUUAUUGAUUGACCGAUUGUAAAUAUGUUUGUACUGAUAAGAAAAAAAAUGUUAGAAUGUCAAUUGAAAAAAGAUGAUGAAUUCAAUCGCAGUUUAUUGUUGAAUAAUCGAUCACGUAGGAAAAAAAUACAAAAAAUAGCAAAUA
Messenger RNA from Venturia canescens, 2199 nucleotides. It is a transcript of the gene lic, whose product is annotated as dual specificity mitogen-activated protein kinase kinase lic. NCBI's taxonomy places the organism in Eukaryota, Metazoa, Arthropoda, Insecta, Hymenoptera, Ichneumonidae. Gene Ontology annotation, biological process: protein phosphorylation; stress-activated MAPK cascade. The coding region runs from base 411 to 1418 and encodes 335 amino acids. Gene Ontology annotation, molecular function: ATP binding; MAP kinase kinase activity. The transcript has 7 exons. The record is from RefSeq and is a predicted model, not a curated record.